AUGGUUUUAUUUCUCGAGCACCAUCUGUUGCGAUCCAGUGUGCCUGAAGGGCAAGAACAGGGCCUUUCGAAGUGCCCAAGUGGUCUGGCUAUGUCUAUGGGUCCCGGGGCUGGCCUGUCCAUCAUCAUCGAUUCCCGAGUUCUGGGUUCCGAGUCCCGAUUGUUGUUCUUGGGGCCAAUCAGUCAGCGAGCCACUCAGUGGAGCGCACCUUAUCGCAAUCCCCCUGGACGCAAGGACAUGGACAUGUCAUUAGCCAGGCUUCAGUUCAGUUGGUCCUCGGUUAUGGCCGGGAAAAGAGUGGAGAGCUGGUCGCGAUUCCUGCUCUUGUGGCUAUAUCGAUUUGCUCGGGGUCUUUCGCUGCUCUCCUCCAACUUGGACACGGAUAAACUGCAGCUGAAGUCCCCAAAACAGGGUAGCAGUAAUCGCAUCCUCAGUAUUCUGUGGCGUUGCCUGGUGGUUAUAGCCUACGCAGGAGUAUUACCAUUACUAACCGGAUCCACUAUUGGCAAACGUCUGGAGAGCUAUGCGGAUCUAUUUGCCUUCGUUCAGGUCAUUUCGGUUGCCAUUCUGGCAGUCAUAUCCUUUAUAAUCCAGGCCAAGGGAGAGAGCAAAUUCCGAGAGGUGCUAAAUAGAUACUUAUCUCUUUACCAAAGGAUAUGCUCGGCUACCCGUUUGCAACAGCUGUUCCCACCGAAAUUUGUGGUUUUCUUUUUGCUAAAACUCUUUUUCACCUUAUGCGGUUGUUUCCACGAAGUGACACCUUUGCUGAAAGUCGAAAACUUUGAAAACGUCGGUAUGAUAGCGGCUGUAUUUGUUGGCACCUACAUGUGGCUGGGGACGCUUUUCGUCCUGGAUGCCUGCUUUCUGGGAUUUUUGGUCUCUGGGAUCAUGUACGAACAUAUGGCUGCCAAUAUUAUGGCCAUGCUGAAGCGGAUGGAACCCAUAGAGUCGCAGGAGGAAGGAAGUCGCAUGACCCACUAUCGCCGGAUGCGUCUCCUGUGCGAUUUCGCUGAUGAGUUGGAUGAAUGUGCUGCCAUCUACAGUGAACUCUACGAAGUCACCAUCUCCUUUCGCAGGAUGUUGCAAUGGCAGAUCCUCUUCUAUGUCUACUACAACUUUAUAAAUAUUUGCCUAAUGUUAUAUGAGUAUAUUCUGCACUAUCUAAACGAUGAUGAAGUGGCUCUGGUUUCCUUGGUCAUGGCCUCUGUAAAGUUGGCUAAUCUAGUUUUGCUCAUUAUGUGUGCAGAUUAUACGGUGAGCGAGUCCCUGAAACCAAAAAGAUUGCCACUGGAAAUAGUUUGCAGCGAUAUGGAUGAGCGUUGGGAUAAGAGUGUUGAAACUUUUAUUAGUCAGCUGCAAACACAAAGACUGGAGAUCAAAGUAUUGGGCUUUUUUCAUCUCAACAAUGAGUUUAUCCUCCUCAUCCUAUCUGCCAUUAUAUCGUACCUGUUUAUACUUCUCCAGUUUGGCAUCACAGGUGGCUUUGAGGCAUCCGAGGAUAUUAAACAUCAAUUUGAUUAACAAACAAAAAUUAAUUUCUUACUUGUUUUAAAUGUGUUUUUGUCUUGCCGUUAAAAAAAUAAAUAUGUAAAUUAUUCCAAGUUUUCCCAACACCCUCUUUUAUGAACUAUGUAUCUCUGCUCAUGUUUUAGUUAACCUCUACCUACGGGGUUCACCUGAACCGCCCUCAGUUCAUUAUCGUUCAUUAUA
This is a messenger RNA of Drosophila suzukii, 1710 nucleotides long. The record is from RefSeq and is a predicted model, not a curated record. NCBI's taxonomy places the organism in Eukaryota, Metazoa, Arthropoda, Insecta, Diptera, Drosophilidae.